CCCGAAAGCUCUUCCUCUUCGCAUAUACCCGCUGGUACGGGCGUUUGAGCGAACAAAUACAGUGAGAGCACCGACCGAUACGAGACUUGGUUGAGCAGCGCAACCAUAUCAGAUCUUGAGCUUCGCCAACUGGUCGCCGCAAUCUCAUCAGGUUCGGUCGCUCCCGGGCCCAAUGGAAGCCAACGCGCAGUGAAGGCUAAGAUCGCUCGGUCCAGGACUUUUUCGACCGGGGAUGAAGGGCGGCAGGGAGGACUUGAUGAGUGGUUUUCAAUUACGUUACUCGUCGAAGCCGCCGGCGGACCAGUUGCAGUCGUGGCCAUCGGCAUCCACGCCUCUUCAAAGCGAUGUUCCACAUCAAGCCUUCUCAUCAAUUCUGACAAGGGAGUAUUGAGUCCGCUGUUUGGGUCAUCUCUGAUUGAUACUGAAUUAGACUCCACUCCAAUCAUCGCAGGGAUUACUCACACGAAUGGGCACCCAUACCGACCAAGCAGCAGACCGAAAUUCGCUUCGAAGCCGUACUGGAAAAUGCUUUCUGCCCACGACGUCAAAGCUUCUCCAGGGAGCCCAAGAUGCGGAGGUCGAGCUGCUAAGUGGUCCUCAGUGUCUGUGCGACUCGAACCCGUCGAAGCAAGAAUGUUUGCUUGAUUUCGACCGCCAUCGCCGCUGGGCGUUGAGGUUUGGUAGGCUAGGAAUUCGGGACUACUCUGUCGGUUCCGACUGCGGCGUCCUUGCGCCACUCGAGCGAGUGCAGGCCGAGGUAGGGUCCGCUCACCAGCGCCCUCAGGAUGUAAUGGGUUGUCAUGCGAUAAAGAAUUUCGACUUGGCAGAUUACUGCACUUCUUUGCUCUCGCAUGCUUCAUCCACUGUACGGUAUCGUAAGCAUUGCCAAAAUUCACAAUCACAGUUCCCAAGCGCUCCUGAGCCACACCAUCUCGGAUCCGAACGCAUGCAGCAAGCUCACGUAUCCGCAAAACAAUACAACGUAUAUACAACGUCAAGAUAAUGGAGCUGCUCACUUCAAAAGUACAAGGCUGAUCUUUCCUCUGACAUCUCGAGCAUGGUCCGCCUCCGGCACGUUGCACUGCUUUCGACCCAUCGCA
Paraphaeosphaeria sporulosa is the source of this 1100-nucleotide messenger RNA. RefSeq lists its product as uncharacterized. Lineage: Eukaryota; Fungi; Ascomycota; Dothideomycetes; Pleosporales; Didymosphaeriaceae. Bases 467 to 1003 code for a protein of 178 amino acids. The transcript has a single exon. The record is from RefSeq and is a predicted model, not a curated record.